CUCGGGAGCAGUGGGUCGAGAGUUCGGACCACCCAGCUUCCUCGACGGUUGCCAUGGCGUGGGAUGACAUGGUUGUCCAUCACCAGGAGACGUCACCUCAUGUACCGAUUGUUCGUACCUACGGAGUACUAACCUCGCUACCUUACCUUAGAUCUUCACGUAAAACUUGCUUUCCCCCUCUUUUAUCCGCGCAAUUCUUUUCACCUCCUACGGAUUCCCUCGUCCGUUUUCCAAUCCCUUUCCCCCUAAUUCCCCUCUUGAGCUCUGCAAUUAUUACCUGCCUGAGCAAGGCGGCUUUUUUUUGGGGUCUAUGUAGGUAUCCAACAGGGCAUCUUCACCGAGUAGUGCUCAUAACUGGAUUGCCAAAGAUGCGACAUGUUGGACUAAUUUUUUUUCAAGUAGCUCCGGAAAGUUUCGAGUUCGACCAUUGAAGGCUGCCAAUUGGAGGAGCUAUCUGAAGUCUAGGAAUAUUCAUUUGUCCUCCUUUUCGUGUUGUUUUAGCCUUACUCUCAAGC
Molecule: messenger RNA, 515 nt
Organism: Sodiomyces alkalinus F11
Lineage: Eukaryota; Fungi; Ascomycota; Sordariomycetes; Glomerellales; Plectosphaerellaceae
Exons: 1
Coding region: 54-431 (125 amino acids)
Source: RefSeq, a predicted model, not a curated record